This is a messenger RNA of Volvox carteri f. nagariensis, 2460 nucleotides long. RefSeq lists its product as uncharacterized. Gene Ontology annotation, molecular function: proton-transporting ATP synthase activity, rotational mechanism; ATP hydrolysis activity; ATP binding. The record is from RefSeq and is a predicted model, not a curated record. The transcript has 14 exons. Gene Ontology annotation, biological process: proton transmembrane transport; proton motive force-driven mitochondrial ATP synthesis. Lineage: Eukaryota; Viridiplantae; Chlorophyta; Chlorophyceae; Chlamydomonadales; Volvocaceae. The coding region runs from base 52 to 1794 and encodes 580 amino acids.
CUAGUUUCUAUCCUCCCCACCAAUAGCGGGUUGUGCGUGGGUCGGAUAAGGAUGCUCUCGGGGACGAGCCGUUUCGCGGCGACCUGCCUGAGGCAGGUCGCUCAGGGCCGCAACACCGCUCUGCUGAACGCCGUGCGUGCUUUUGCUGCGGAGCCUGCUGCUGCUGCCUCAGCGGAUGUUGGCUUCGUAAGCCAGGUCAUCGGACCUGUGGUCGAUGUCCGUUUCGAUGGGGAGCUGCCGUCCAUCCUCAGCUCGCUGGAGGUUCAGGGACACAGCGUGCGCCUUGUUAUGGAGGUGGCUCAGCACAUGGGCGACAACACGGUGCGCUGCAUUGCCAUGGACAGCACUGAUGGCCUGGUCCGUGGUCAAAAGGUGCUCAACACUGGCGCGCCCAUUAAGGUGCCGGUUGGUCGCGGAACUCUAGGACGUAUUAUGAAUGUGAUUGGCGAGCCUGUCGACGAGCAGGGUCCCAUCGAUGCUGCUGAGGUCUGGUCUAUUCACCGUGACGCUCCGGAGUUCACCGAGCAGAGCACUGAGCAGGAGAUCCUGGUGACCGGCAUCAAGGUCGUGGAUCUACUGGCUCCCUACCAGCGUGGUGGCAAGAUCGGUCUGUUCGGUGGCGCCGGUGUGGGGAAGACUGUGUUGAUUAUGGAGCUGAUCAACAACGUGGCCAAAGCGCACGGUGGUUUCUCCGUGUUUGCUGGGGUGGGCGAGCGUACCCGCGAGGGCAAUGAUCUGUACCGUGAGAUGAUCGAAUCGGGCGUCAUUAAGCUUGGCGACAAGCGUGGCGAAUCGAAGUGCACGCUUGUGUACGGCCAGAUGAACGAGCCUCCGGGUGCUCGUGCCCGUGUGGCUUUGACUGGCCUGACGGUCGCCGAGUACUUCCGUGACGUGGAGGGUCAGGAUGUGCUGCUUUUCGUGGACAACAUCUUCCGCUUUACACAGGCUAACUCGGAGGUGUCGGCCCUGCUCGGUCGCAUUCCCUCGGCUGUGGGUUACCAGCCGACCCUGGCCACCGAUUUGGGUGGGCUGCAGGAGCGCAUUACAACCACCACGAAAGGCUCCAUUACCUCAGUGCAGGCGGUGUACGUACCUGCUGAUGACUUGACGGAUCCGGCUCCGGCCACGACCUUCGCUCACUUGGACGCCACAACUGUGCUAUCGCGUUCGAUUGCUGAGCUGGGCAUCUACCCAGCCGUGGACCCGCUGGACUCGACAAGUCGCAUGCUGAACCCGAACAUCAUCGGCGCCGAGCAUUACAACGUGGCUCGUGGUGUGCAGAAGGUCCUGCAGGACUACAAGAACUUGCAGGAUAUCAUUGCCAUUCUGGGUAUGGAUGAGCUGUCCGAGGAGGAUAAGCUGACCGUGGCUCGCGCGCGCAAGAUUCAGCGUUUCCUGUCGCAGCCAUUCCAGGUUGCUGAGGUCUUCACCGGCACCCCGGGCAAGUACGUCGACUUGAAGGAUACUAUCGCAGCUUUCAAGGGUAUCCUUGAGGGCAAAUAUGAUGACCUGCCGGAGAUGGCCUUCUACAUGGUCGGCGGCAUUCACGAGGUCGUCGAUAAGGCCGACAAGCUGGCGAAGGAGGUGGCGGCUCGCAAGGACGAGGGCAAGAAGGCCAAGUCCGCUGAGGCUUUGAAGGACGUGCCCAGCCUGGACAAGUUGGUUAGCGAGAUCAAGGAGGAGGUUGUUGAGGCUGAUGAUGGUCUGGAGGAGGACUUCAAGGCGGAGGCCAUCUCUAGCGAGAACAUGGUCCUGAACGAGAAGGGUGACAAGGUGCCGCUGCCGAAGAAGUAAAAUGCGCUCCGCUUGUCAUGCUUGAGUCGGGCUUUCAAGUCUACCCCUGUGCAGCAUACGACGAGGCAUUAAGGUUUUUUUGCCGGCCGUCAGCAAAGUUCCACGGGGUGUGGGUUCAUCUGUUGUCCAGAGCGUAGAAGCGAGCUUGCGACACGCGAAGGUUGGACUUGAACGAGCGAGGCGAUGCGGGAUUUGCUGUCGACAAGCGUGGUAGGGAUCAGUGCAACUCGGAUUGUGGACGGGACCAGAUAUGCGUCAUUUCGUCAGGCCGUGUUCUGGGCAGGGGCGAAAGGGGUGUUUCAUGCAUACGUGUGAUAAGUUGUUGAAAAGACGCUUGCCCACGCUGUGCAACAGGCUUAGGAACCUGAGUAUUAAGUUUGAUGGUGUUACCUAAAUGUUUGCACAUGUUCGUGGUCUGCGACCAGGUCGGUCAUUUUCGUUGUCAGCAAAGCUGGCGGUAGCAGCGCUGUUGUCACUGUACAGCGUUUCUGACCUUACGCGCGCGUACGUGGCGCACAGGCUUCAGAUGUGCGGUAGGUAGGUACCCCAUGUAAACUGACUGAUGGUCAGAAUCUCAUCAUCUUGGUCUGGGGACGGUGAAAAAACGACAUGUAACCGAUGACGAACUAGAAAGGAUUGGAUUACAGAUGUAAACAACGUACAUAC